ACAAGAAGGAGUAUAAGAGGAAAUGUUUGUUCAAGAAACAAAGAAGGAAAGAAAAAGGAAGGAAAAAAAAUUGCUGAAGCAAAAUGUGACUGGGAAGGAUGGGAAGAUCAAUUAUUUUUGGUUUGGCCAACUUACAUAAUGAUUAUAAUUAUUUGUUUUUUUGUUUCUCAUAGUCUUAAUCGUUUGCUUUACAGGCCAGGAUGAAGUCAGUCCAGUUUUGCUUCCUUUUCUGUUGCUGGAGAGUAAUCUGCUGCAAGAGCUGUGAGCUGACAAACAUUACCAUCACAGUGGAGAAAGAGGAAUGUCGCUUCUGCAUAAGCAUCAAUGCCACUUGGUGUGCAGGCUACUGCUACACCCGGGAUCUAGUGUACAAGGACCCAGCCAGGCCCAACAACCAGAAAACAUGUACCUUCAAAGAGCUGGUGUACGAGACAGUGAAAGUGCCCGGCUGUGCUCACCAGGCAGAUUCCCUGUAUACAUAUCCAGUAGCCACUGAAUGUCACUGUGGCAAGUGUGACAGUGACAGUACUGACUGCACCGUACAAGGCCUGGGGCCCAGCUACUGCUCCUUCAGUGAAAUGAAAGAAUAA
Acinonyx jubatus (cheetah) is the source of this 590-nucleotide messenger RNA. RefSeq names its product follicle stimulating hormone subunit beta (gene FSHB). NCBI's taxonomy places the organism in Eukaryota, Metazoa, Chordata, Mammalia, Carnivora, Felidae. Gene Ontology annotation, cellular component: cytoplasm; extracellular region. Gene Ontology annotation, biological process: G protein-coupled receptor signaling pathway. The record is from RefSeq and is a predicted model, not a curated record. The coding region runs from base 201 to 590 and encodes 129 amino acids. Gene Ontology annotation, molecular function: hormone activity. The transcript is spliced from 2 exons.